Molecule: messenger RNA, 5554 nt
Organism: Siniperca chuatsi (mandarin fish)
Lineage: Eukaryota; Metazoa; Chordata; Actinopteri; Centrarchiformes; Sinipercidae
Gene: nkd1
Product: NKD inhibitor of WNT signaling pathway 1
Exons: 10
Coding region: 165-1508 (447 amino acids)
Biological process (GO): negative regulation of Wnt signaling pathway
Cellular component (GO): cytoplasm
Molecular function (GO): calcium ion binding
Source: RefSeq, a predicted model, not a curated record
GGAUCAAAGGCUCGUUUGGCUCUCCAGUCAUACGGUCCUGUACUGAGCGCAGUCUGCUCUCGGUCUCUACGGGCGCUCCUCUGUCUGGAUAUCAUAGCCUGUUUCUUUUUUUUCUUUGGAUUAUAUUCUUCUGAUGAUUUUUAACUCCAACUCGAUGCAUAGAAAUGGGUAAACUGCACUCGAAACAUGCCGCUAUUUGUAAACCGAGGGAGAGUCCAGAAGGCGACAGUUUUGUAGUCAAUGCCUGUUUGGCGAGAAAGGGAAUCGAUGACUGGCUCGUGAAGCAGAAAUACUAUUGCACGAGCUCUCGCCUCGAGCAACGGGACUGUCACCACAAGAAUAACUGCGGUUUGACUACACGGGACUCCAUACAUGAAGCAUGUGCAGAAGGGAAUGGUGAUGAACACUACCGUUUAGAAGUGGCUUUACCCCCAGAGAAGACAGACAGCUGCUGUGUGGAGGAGAAGAUGCAGGAGAGGGACAGCCAAUCUCCCGCAGGGCCACAGAAACAGCUCCAGUUUGAAGAGUUGGAGUGUGCUGUGUCUGUGGAGGAGGAUAACAGGCAGGAGUGGACCUUCACCCUCUACGACUUUGACAACAACGGCAAAGUCACCAGAGAGGAUAUCACCAGCCUGCUCCACACCAUCUAUGAGGUCGUGGACGCCUCCGUCAACCAUUCUCCCAGCAGCAGCAAGACACUGCGGGUCAAGCUCUCGGUGGCUCCCGACUCCAGCCAGCGGUGGAGGAGUUGCACGCAGGGUGCGGCAGACAUGUCCCACCCCAGAGAGAAAAGUGACAAGUGCAUUGAAGACCCCAAGAGUGCAGACAAGAAGACUCGAGCGCUCCUAAGGCGCCACCACAGUGACCACCACACCCAGCCGGGCUGCCAGCGCCACUGUGUGGAUGAGAACCUGGAACGCAGGAACCACUACUUGGACCUGGCAGGCAUCGAAAACUACACAUCCCGCUUCGGAGCCGCCCCCGCCACGGAGCCGACGAAGGCAGAGCCUCAGACCCGGUCAUCCAACCAGACUCGCUCUCGCUCCCAUGAACCAGAAAAUGGCCACUCCCAUCCGCACCACCGCCGCUUGCAGUCUGUUGUGGACACUGCUCCGGACAGCCUCAACCCCUCCCGUACGCGAGGCCAAGACUCAGGGAAACAUGCCCUUCGCUCUCCUAAGACCCACAGCCGCACACCUCCUGCGCAGAUCAGUAGCAGGGUGAUGAGAAGCCGUGGUGUCCCUCCUCCCCCGGUGCUACCUAGCCAGACCCCCCCUCACCAGUCCACAGCCCCCUAUCGCAAACACAAGCAGCGGUCAAAGGAGAGCCAGGGCUACAGGGCCUUGGGCUCUCUGGCAGCUCCAGGACAAGUGGUGGAGAAGGAGCAGGUGAGAGACCUGCCCAGCGUGCUGCUCUACGAGGGGGUGCUGGCACAAGUGGUGCAGCGUCAUGAGCAUCACCACCACCAUGAACACCAUCACCACUACCAUCACUUUUACCAGUCCUGAAUUUCUUCCCUGCCUGGGACAGCUCAGCACUCCUGCAGCUCCACAAAACCCAGCCAGACCAGCAGACACUGACUGCAGUGAGCCAGGCUACCCUACGUUGUGCAGUACUGCAGUGGCUUUGUAUUGGACAACAUAGGUAGGAGUGACGGAUCAUGGGAGGGGUGUCCCAGUGCUGAGAGGUUAUUAAUCAGUGUUAUAAAGAGGUUGGUCAGACGGACAAAAGCUUGGGUAUGCAGCAGGACAGUGAUUCAGGGCCAGAGUACGGCCAGGACUGAGGAUCACGGCUGGGGCUAGAGAGGAGGCACAGAGGGACAAUUUAAUAAACAAACCGGAUGUUCCUCUCCCCCCUGACCCUCUACCUGAUGAACUCUACAGCUCCAAACCAGCACCACAACCUUUCCAGACCACUAAGCCAAAAGGUUUUUAGGGAAAAGGAGGGACGAGAGUAAGAAAGACUGUGAUGUAAAGAUGAAAAUAUAUGAAGGAAUAUAGGUGAUGGGCAGGGCAUAGUGUGUGUGUGUGUGUGUGUGUGUGUGUGUGUAAAACAGCGUGUGAAUGUGUAGGCGUAGCAAGAGUGUGUGUGUGUGCGUAUGAGAGUGUCACGACACUGGUGUCUGUUGAAAACCACUUGAAGUGCGCUCAUGGGUGCGUGAGUAUUUAAAGCAGGCUGUCAGGCAGGUUUUUGAAGAUGAAAAUGAGGAUUCUGAUUCAAGCACGCAAUACCCCGUAAGAAAAAAUGGAAAGGGAAAUGUUGAAAUGUUAUAAAGUAAAAAAAGUACAGAGAUCCCAAAUCCGCUGCUACCUCUAAUUUUAUCCUAAUUGUUGUUGUAAUGGUGACUUUGACUAAGCAUUCAGAGCUUAUUUUCAAAUUACUUUGAAACUUUUUUGAAAGAAGAGCAAUCGUGUCACAAUCUGCAGUACUGAAGUGUCGAAAAGCUCCUUACUUUUAUUAACUAACAUUUACUGUACAUAAGGUAUAUAUUGUUAUCAAUUUUAUAAGCUUUAUUGAUAAUGUGAUAUCUUUGUAUUCACUAUCUGAAGCUUUUAUGUUUGUUUCCCUUCACAACCGCAUUUUAUAAGACCACUAGAAGCCUCAUUUUGACUAGAAAAUGUACAACUGUAUUACUCACUCACACUCUCUCAUUGUCCCUCUGUUUCAACUGUCUCACCAUGUGAUUAGAUACGUAACAGUGAUCUAGUAAUUAUGCCCGAAUGACUAAAAUUCCAACUCUCAACAGUGCUGUUCAGUAGCUUGACCUCCCAUCACAUACAAGUGUUUUAUAGAACGCAUGCUUGACUGUCCUCCAUGCUGACAUCAUGGAAGCUAAUAUGCUAUAAGAUGAAACUGAGAGGAAUUAAUAUUUGCAGCUUACAUACAAUUUCACAUAUUUUUCAAAGUGCAAGUCCAGUUAUCCUUUGUUUCCUCAAACAGAAAAUCGCCCUUUAAAAUACAUCCAAUAUUAAACUCUUGUCACGUUCUUGGAGCCCAGUCGGACAGUGUUUGUAGCAAAAGCUGUCUGUUUUAUUUGAAUGUCCAAAAUGUCAGCAGUUAAAUCACAUGUCCUCAGCCCCAUGAUACACUUAAAAACAAAACUAGAGAUGGUGUGAUCUUGACAUCAGUGCAAUAGAAUUCUCCAGUUCUGGCUCAGGCCUUUUGGUGUAAUAGCAUAAAUUGAAACCCUGUUAGAUCCAGCCAGUUAGAGGUCUGAGUAUUUAUUCACCAGUAUGGAGUUGGCCUUUAAGGAUUUUGUUUUUUUUUUGUUUUUUUUUACAGUUAUUUAUGCAGGGAAAUGUUUUGCUGAGCAUGCAUGUCAUUUUUCACCCCCGCCCUGCUUCAGAUCCAAGCAGUUACACAUAUUCACACCUGGGAGUUGCCCAGCACCAUGGUUUACUUUUUGGACUUUCGUUUUGUGACUUUCAGGCUUGCACUUUCCCUAACUCAUAGCAGCUCUCUUGUCCAGCCCCCCGGCCCGGCCCGGGGUCACACGGCUGCUCCCUCUGUUUCCAUGGCAUCUUCCUGUCCCCCAGCUGUCAGCAGGUCUUUCACCGUGCCGCCAUGUGGCCUCAGAGCUCAGCCAACAAGGCUCUGUUUGUGGUGCGGCAGGGCGAGGGCUCUUUCAGCUGUCCCAUUCCUCUGGUGCUGAAUAACACUGGGCCCAGCCCGCAGUCUCCACUAGACCCAUAACUCACCACUGCUGCUCUCCUGCCAGCGCCAGGGACUGUCUGUUCAUCCUAUCCCAUGAUGCUUUAUGGGCGCUGCCAAAAACAUGCAAAUGUUAAUGGCACCGACAUGCGAGGCAGUGAACUGAGAGCUGCAAAUGUAAAGGUGUUGAUCAUCUUGUUGGUUCUCUGGGAUAGUUGUUAUCUGUUUUCUCCCUGGCGUUCUUGGUAAGCACACAUGGUCCUUUGAGCAUUUCCCAGCAUCCCAUUUAUAAAUGACCUGCCCUUGUGCAUCCAUAGUCUUUUGUCAGGGUUUAAGUGCCGUGCUCAAGAGCAACUUCAUCCAUACAGGGAAAAUGAUUGUUAACCAGACUAGCCCACUAGUGUUCAAACUAUAUUCACCAUGUUAGAUUUGUUAGUCUGCCAUAAGCGUGUGCAUGUGUUUGAGAUGAGCAAGAAUGCGGUGUAUGCCAGUCUUGCCCUCAGCCCUGCGGUGUCCUCUCACAGCUGCAGGCCGUCCUUUAGCAGAGGCACCAGUCAGACGGGUCAUCUCAAGGGACCCCGUGGUGGAAACGGCGUCAUUCCCCGAGGGGAAUCACAGCUGCGCUCCAUACCUCGGCUUCCUCACCUCACACUGCUUUUCCUGGACAACAAGUCCUUGCUGCCGGAGCUCUCAUAACACUGUAACUCCUUUGUCAACGGUUUCCCCUCACCCGAAACACUGUUGUGUGUGACUCUCCAAAUAUAAGCACUGUGGAAAUGGUGCUCUGGUUGUGUGAACGGACAGCACGCAGGCGACUGUUCGUUCUGCAGGGUGGUCCGAUUCGACACGGUGAGCGAGGGCUUCUGAAAGAAUUUGGGUGGAAGGCUCGGUCAGACCCACAGCCAGGUUGCAAUUUUUAAACUUCUUUUAGAGAGUUUUACUGAACAGACAGAACUCCCUUUUUUAAUGCCCUGCUUCACAUUCGUACAAUUACCUGAACUCACACUAGAAAGCUGCCCACUACAAACACACUUCCAUGCUUUUGACUUCAAAGCAGCAUCACUGGAGCAACUGGAGGUGAUAUGCCUUACUCAACAGCACCUCAACAGUAUUUGUUGAGAGUUGGGGAAGCAGUUUUUUCUCAGUUUUGUCACACAGAGUUUACCAGAUGCUCUGGGGAAUAAACUUCCUUUUGAAAUCUUUUUAACUUUUUCAAAAUCCCCCUUCUGUCUUUUGUCAUACUGUGGCAAUUUCCCUAUAUUUCGGGAUCAAAAACAUAACUUUAAGGUUUUCAGCUAUCCUUGUAGACUUUUUUUAAUUUCAAAUUAGGAAUGCCUCCUUUUGGAACGAAAAACUUAAAAUCAUGUCACACAAACUUCUCUACACCCACCAUCUUCUGUCCUGUAUUCCUGUAUUCAGAGCCACUUCUCCAUGUUAAUACAGUAUGUAUGUAUUGCACCACUAAUUUGCUUUGUAAGAUCCAUGUUUCAACAUUUUUAAAACUCUGAUGUAUAUAGUGGACUGCAGAAAGGAUAAACGAGCAUCAUGUAGAAAGAAUAUAAGGCUUAUUUAUGAUUAAAUGUCCAGCUAUCUCACUUGCCUACUGUCAGCUAGCACUCCAAUAUCCGCCACACCAAUCCCACUUAUCAGGGAGGAAUAAUUAUCUGUUUAUAACACAAGCUGUCUCUCUCCACACACAGACACACUUUAACUUGGUGUUUGUUGUAAAAGAAAGUUGUUUAGCACUAGCUGUUUUUUCCUUUCCCCCUCCCUCCUAAUGUUUUUUCAUGACUUUGUUUAGUUUAUAUAGAUUGUAUUUGAUUAAUUGCUUUAUUUAUUUGAUAGCAGAUCUGUGCCAAGGGAAAAUACCCUUUUAUUAAAGUAUGAACCUGUUCCUUAUAAA